AUGGAAGCUUGCUGGUCAAUCUGGGGUAGCUGCCCUUGGUUUGAUUUCCAGGAUUCAUGGGGCGGGUGGCCUGAUAAGGGGAGGAAUAUGGUUGGGCUUCUGAGAUUGGGAGGAGCUGCUGAUUCAUUGAAUCUGAUCCAGCACAUGACCUACCCUUGUGUACUUGGCUCACUAAACGUGCGACUAAUUGGGUGUUCACAGACGACAUGUCUUUCUAAGCGCCCGACCGGCGGCCUGAUCAAUACACACACUCAAUAG
This is a messenger RNA of Aspergillus niger, 258 nucleotides long. RefSeq lists its product as hypothetical. The record is from RefSeq and is a predicted model, not a curated record. The coding region runs from base 1 to 258 and encodes 85 amino acids. The transcript has 3 exons. NCBI's taxonomy places the organism in Eukaryota, Fungi, Ascomycota, Eurotiomycetes, Eurotiales, Aspergillaceae.